UCUGUCAGAGACCGUCUGAGCGCGCGCACACACACACACUGUACCCCCCUGUCACACACUCUCCGGCACACACACACGCGCGCUCUGACGCACACGCACAGACUCGCUCUGUCGGACCCGGGAGGAGAGGAGAGGAAAGGAAAGGAGACAGCUACUUAUUCGCCUCCAACUUCUCUCUUUGCUUGUACUUGUGUCUUUCUGACUCUUCUUAUCCACCAAUGCGAGGAUUUUAUUCCUGUUCUCACUGUUAUCACCCCAGCUGUCCCCAACUACGGAAGCCCAGUCUAAGGACCAGACGGGAGUAUGUUAAAUAACCCGCACCACUGAACAAAACAAGAAGAAAAAGAAGGAGAAGAAAUGGAUAAACGGAGUUAUUCUCUCGUUUUGCCUGCAGCUUUCUUCUACUUUGUACUUUUGGGAUUUACUGCCGGACAAUUCUUUCCAGGUGGCUGUACAUUUGAGGAGUCAUACAGCAGCUGUGGGUACAGCGUUUCUCUUGGAACCAAUGGAUUUACCUGGGAACAAGUCAACUCCUGGGAGAAACCCACCAUGGACCCUGCCCUGCCCACUGGUUCGUUCAUGGUGGUGAACGCAUCAGGCCGGGCGUCAGGGCAGAAGGCUCACCUUUACAUGCCCACCUUGAAGGAGAAUGACACCCACUGCAUCGACUUCCUGUACUCCCUGUCCAGCCGGGACGGAGCCAGCCCGGGAACGCUUAACGUCUAUAUUAAGGUGAAUGGAGGCGCUCAGGGUAACCCAGUAUGGAACGCCUCUGAUACAGUUACCGAAGGAUGGGUGAAGGCUGAGCUGGCCAUUUCUACAUUCUGGCCCAACUCCUAUCAGGUAAUAUUCGAAGCAGUUUCAGUUCAAGGCCAUCCCGGUUUCAUCGCCAUCGACGACAUACGAGUUCUGGCUCACCCCUGCCGUAAAGCACCUCACUUCCUGCGUCUGCAAAACGUGGAGGUGAACGUGGGUCAGAACGCUACGUUUCAGUGUACCGCUGGAGGGAAAUGGUCUCAGCACGAUAAACUCUGGCUGCAGCAGUGGAACGGUAGGGACACAGCGCUGAUGGUGACCAGGGUGGUGAACCACAGACGUUUCUCUGCAACCGUCAGCGUUGGCGACACCUCCCAGCGCAGCACCAGUCGCUACCGCUGUGUCAUCCGAUCCGACGGCGGGUCAGGGGUGUCCAACUACGCCGACCUCAUCGUCAAAGCUCCACCCACCCCCAUCGCUCCACCAGAGCUUCUAGCAGUUGGCGCCACUUACCUUUGGAUCAAACCCAACGCCAACAGCAUCAUUGGCGACGGGCCAAUCAUCUUGAAGGAGGUGGAGUACCGAACCACUUCAGGGAACUGGGCAGAGACCCAUGUGGUGGACUCUCCCACCUAUAAACUGUGGCAUCUGGACCCAGAUGUGGAGUACGAAAUCAAGGUCCUGCUCUCCAGGCCUGGAGAGGGAGGAACGGGGCCACCAGGGCCACCGCUGGUCACCAGGACCAAAUGUGCAGAUCCAGUCCAUGGUCCACAAAACGUCAACGUGGUGGAUGUCAGAGCCCGCCAGCUGACUAUACAGUGGGAGACAUUUGGAUAUGCGGUGACACGCUGCCACAGCUACAAUCUGACGGUGCAGUACCAGUAUGUAUUUAACCAGCAGGAGUUUGCAGCAGAGGAGCUGAUCCAGACCUCGUCACAUUACACCCUGAGGGGGCUGAGGCCCUUUGUCACGGUCAGACUGCGGCUGGUCCUGGCCAACCCCGAGGGCAGCAAAGAGAGCGAGGAGAUCGUCAAGCAGACGGAGGAGGAUGUGCCUGGCUCAGUGCCGAUGGAGUCUCUGCAGAAUACGCCCUACGAAGAGAAGAUCUUCAUGCAGUGGAAAGCUCCCAACGAGACCAAUGGCGUCAUCACACUCUACGAGAUUACCUACAAGGCCCUGAGCUCACUGGACCCCAGCGCUGAUCUUACAACCCAGAGGGGACGGGUGUUCAGGCUGAGGAAUGAGACCCAUCACCUGUUCGUAGGUCUCUACCCAGGGACAACCUACUUCUUCACCCUCAAAGCAUCCACGAACAAGGGCUUUGGCCCGCCCGUCACCACCCGCAUCACCACCAAAAUAGCAGCCCCGAUGAUGCCAGAGUACGAGUCUGAGGCUCCUCUGAACGAGACAGAGACCACCAUCACCAUCCUGCUAAAGCCCGCCCAAUCACGUGGCGCACCUAUCAGCUCCUACCAGCUCGUUGUGAAGGAGGAGCGCAAGUCCAAGACCCGCCGCGCUGCUUCCGAAGUCCCUGAAUGUUUCUCGGCUCCUGUCAGCUUCCGCAACGCCUCCAUCUUGGACUCUCCGUACUAUAUCGCUGCUGAAUUGCCCCCAUCCAGCCUCACGGUUGUGCAGCCGUUUACAGUGGGAGACAACAAGAGCUACGGAGGUUUCUGGAAUCCUCCGCUGUCACCGGCCAAGAGCUACAGCAUCUACUACCAGGCCAUGAGCAGAGCCAAUGGGGAAACCAAAAUCAACUGUGUCCGCCUGGCUAACAAAGGUGCGUCCACCCAGGACUCAGAUGCGAUGGAGCCAGAGAAACAAGUGGACAGCACGGUGAAAAUGGCAGGCGUGAUUGCAGGGAUCCUCAUGUUCAUCAUCAUCCUCCUCGGUGUCGUCCUCACCUUCAAACGCAGAAGACAUGCUUAUUCCUACUCUUAUUACCUGAAGUUGGCGAAGAAGCAGAAGGAGACUGCCAGCAGCUCCACCCAGCAGAGGGAGAUGGGUCCGGUCACCACAGCUGAUAAGAGCACCACUAAAGUCAGCACCCUGCACAAAGACGACCCCUUCUCCACCUCCAACCAGGACCUCAACGGAUUCACAGACAGCAGCCAGCCGUCACUCGCCCAGCCCUCUCUGACCCUGCAGAGUUUUCCCUAUGGAGGCUGUGAGUCUGUGGAGCUCUCCUACCAGAGCGGUCAGUUCCAGGCAGGCCAGUUUCAGCCUGCUAUUCGAGUUGCAGACCUCCUCCAACACAUCACCCAGAUGAAAUGUGGACAGGGCUAUGGUUUCAAGGAGGAAUAUGAGGCCCUGGCAGAGGGACAGACGGCGCCCUGGGAGACUGCCAAGAAGGACGAGAACCGCAACAAGAAUCGCUAUGGCAACAUCAUCGCUUACGAUCACACCAGAGUCCGACUGCAGCUGCUGGACGGAGACCCUCACUCUGACUACAUCAACGCCAAUUAUAUUGAUGGGUACCAUAGACCCAGACAUUACAUCGCCACACAAGGGCCCAUGCAGGAGACAGUGAGGGAUUUCUGGAGGAUGGUCUGGCAGGAAAACUCAGCCUCUAUCGUCAUGGUUACCAACCUGGUGGAGGUGGGCAGGGUGAAGUGUGUGCGUUACUGGCCUGAUGAGACAGAAGUGUAUGGAGACAUCAAGGUGACCCUGAUAGAAACUGAACCACUGGCUGAGUACGUCAUAAGGACAUUCACCGUCCAAAAGAAGGGUCAUCACGAGAUCCGUGAACUCCGCCAGUUUCAUUUCACCAGCUGGCCUGACCACGGCGUUCCCUGUUACGCCACCGGAUUGCUCGGCUUCAUACGACAGGUCAAGUUCCUCAACCCGCCUGAUGCUGGGCCUAUAGUGGCACACUGCAGUGCCGGUGCAGGAAGGACGGGCUGUUUCAUUGCAGUGGACAUCAUGUUGGACAUGGCAGAGAAUGAAGGCGUGGUGGACAUUUUCAACUGCAUCCGAGAGCUGAGAUCACAACGAGUCAACAUGGUCCAGACAGAGGAGCAGUACGUGUUUGUUCACGAUGCCAUCUUGGAGGCGUGUCUAUGUGGGAAUACAGCCAUACCAGUGUGUGAGUUCAGAGCCAUUUACUACAACAUCAGCAGACUGGACCCACAGACCAACUCCAGCCAGAUUAAAGAUGAGUUCCAGACUCUGAACAUAGUGACCCCUAGAGUCCGUCCAGAGGACUGCAGUGUGGGCUUGCUACCAAGGAACCACGACAAGAACCGCAGUAUGGACGUUCUAUCAGCAGACCGAUGCCUGCCUUUCCUCAUAUCUGUGGAUGGAGAGAGCUCCAAUUACAUCAAUGCUGCAUUAAUGGACAGCCACAAACAGCCAGCGGCCUUCAUUGUUACCCAGCAUCCUUUGCCAAACACCAUGGGCGACUUCUGGAGGCUGGUGUUCGACUACAACUGCUCCUCCAUUGUAAUGCUCAACGAGAUGGACGCAGCUCAGUUAUGUAUGCAGUACUGGCCUGAAAAGAGUUCGUGUUGCUACGGUCCCAUUCAAGUCGAAUUCAUAUCAGCAGACAUCGAUGAGGACAUCAUCAACCGAAUCUUCAGGAUCUGCAACAUGGCCAGGCCACAGGACGGUUACCGCCUGGUGCAGCACUUUCAGUUCAUCGGCUGGCCGGCCUACAGGGACACGCCUCUCUCUAAACGCUCUAUCCUCCAGUUGGUCCGGAGGUUGGCUAAGUGGCAGGAGCAGUACGAAGGAGGAGAUGGGAGGACUGUGGUACAUUGCCUUACCGGCGGAGGGCGUUCUGGAACGUUCUGUGCCAUCUGCAGCAUUAACGAGAUGAUCCAGCAGCAGAACAUCGUGGAUGUUUUCCACACCGUCAAAACACUGAGGAACAACAAGACUAAUAUGGUGGAAACUAUGGAACAAUAUAAGUUCUGCUAUGAAGUGGCUUUGGAGGCGCUCAGCUCCUUCUGAUUGGCUGUGGGUUGAAAUCAUCUUUUCUGAUUCACCGUUGACGCUGCCUGUCAUUCUCAACGCAACACUGGGACACACAGAGUGCAAAACUGCUUUGUGGUGACCCAAACCCAACCUGUGAGCAUGUGUGCCUGUGAAUGUGUGUGUGUGUUUGAGAGUGUGUGCACGUGAUUCUGUGUGAAUAAGAGAGGGCAUGCUUGCAUAUUUGAGUGUGCCUGUGACAACACACACACAACCUGUACAAAAGAGAAAAAAAGCGACACACACACCGGUGAUUUUCGUGUGUUCGCUUCAGCGAGACUGUGAACUUUACAUGCUUGUACAAAGAAAAAAGAAAAAAUGAUAUGUUGAAAAAACAAAAUCAGAUGUUUAAAAAAAAAAGCGCCACUUUUUCCUUCUCUAUCUCUCUGUCCUCUCUGCUGGGCUGUGAUGUGACUAUUGUACAGUAUUUCCUUUUUAGAUAUAUUCUACGCCUUGAAUGUUGUCUCCCUGUGAAGACUGGAUGCACACUGGAAGAUUGUUCACAUUUAGCAGAGGUUCAAGUGAUGACUCAACUCUGUAUUUUGGACUCCAAUGUUUAUCCCUGAGUAUUUCUGAAAGGUUAUGAAACUUGUUUCGCUGAGAGGUGGACGUUAUCGUCAAUAAUUCAGUCAGCUGGAUCCCAAUAAAAAACAAAAGACAAAUGUUAAUUCUAGCAUUUUCCUUUGAAAUCACAAGCUGGUACAUUUCCUUGUGGCUGGGGCCUCAUGGGGGCCUCAUGACUGCCUCAAACUGAAUCUUAUGUCUAAUUCGGUAAUUGGUUACAAAAAUUCUCAGUACAGUUUCCUUACCUUCAUAAUGCAUCAUGGAAGUCAUUUACAACUUUCCUUUGGCAGUUUUGCUUUAACUGGGGAAAUAAUGCUUACAAACAUUGUUAAAGAAGGAAGAAGUAGCGAGUUACAAACUACAGGAAGAGGAGUCAAGUGCAUAGUGAAGAGUAAUAACAACAUUAAACAGACAGAAGAAAAGAAAACUCAUGCCUUGCCUUUAUGACCAAACGUUGAUGUUGUUGUUCUCCUCGCUGCUCCAGGUUUUUUCAUUUGGGGCUGUGAGAAAAAAAUAAAAUAAUGUUUCAUAAACGUUUUUGAAUGGCUUUAUGUAAAGUCAUUGUUGUCAAAAUCUUUUAGUGUGCAUCCACUCUUACUGUAAAUAAGAUAAGACAACCACAGUCAAACAAACAAACAGACAAACAAACAUCAUGCACCAGACACAUUACAAAUAAAGGUUAUCAUUUCAAAAUGCUAUCGCUCUGUAAAGCUGUGUCAGUGUCAUUUUCAGCGACUUGGUAUUAUAGUUUGGAAUAAAGUCUUAUGUUGCUUAUUACAAACUGUCCUUUUAGACAUGUUGUCUAAAAAAAAAAAAGAUAUAUAUUUUUGCAUAUUGCACAUUUAGCUGACGCCCAUACCCAGAGUGGCUUACAAUGAGGAAGCAGAUUGCUUGAAGUUUUUUUUCCCCCAGAGGAGAGUUUUAGAUUAAACAUGCCUGUUUGUGACGCUUUGGAGAACACAACACUUUUUCACAACAACCAGGUCAUUCUGCAUCUCAUAUACAUUCUCACUGAACAGAAAAAAAAUCCAUGCAGUCAUUCCAAAUGGAAAAUCUAAACAAAGUGUAACUUAUUUUUCUUUUUUUGUCCACUGAUUUAUGCAGUUUUGAAGAUUUUUUUUAACGUUAAACUGCAGGCAGGCAAAACAAGGCAAUCAAUAUGUUUUAAGUACAGUGAAGCUUGUAGCUUUGUGAAGUUAAAGCUGCAUUAUAAUUAUUUGGACUUUACCUGGCCUGUGAAAAUUGUGAUUUUUUCCUUUCCCUUUGCUCAUGCCACACACAUUCUUUUUUGUACCGUGUCCCAAGGCCGAAUUUUUUUUAUGAAUCACUGAAGAAGCUUGAGCAGCAUUAACAUGUGAGAACGCCAUGUGCAGGGAAACGCAUCUCUAGAGACAUUUUUUUCCAAAUAUAUAUUGUUAUCAGACAAGUAUCUAAAACAAGGUCAAAAACAUGAGAUGCAAAUUCUUGACCCAUGGUGAUUAAAAAGAUAGACUUCCCUUGAUAAAGAUCAUAUCAUCAGCCACAAUAUGUUUCAUGUGAUACAUUCUCAACACAGUUUAGGGAAAAGGAGGCUUAGGGGUUAUACCGUUUUCCCGGCCUGCCAUCUAUCAUUAAAGUGACAACAGCAAACACACAGACAGGUCACAUUUACUUCCUCUACAAACAAAGCCUCAAAUUUGCUUUUCUCUAAGCCGCUGAGGUGUGCAGGUUUAAAAAUUCAUUUGACAAACUCACUCCUCAGUCCAAUAGGAAAUGAUUUCAGCUGAUGAUUGACCCCAGCAUGAAAGAAGGUCACCAUGGCUGCCAGUUCAGACAUGUGAGGAGUUAAUGAGAAUUUUACAGGGCGUGAGGCUGACCACAGCUUUCCCUUAUCUCAUCUAAUUAGACUUUUUUCUUUUGACAUUUCUCUGUUGUGCAUUUAAAAGAUGCAACCAAAACUAAACAACUAGCUAAUUUUAAAGACACACUUCCUGUUUUAAUUUAGCACCCUCUGAACUGUGGAGUCAGAAGAACUGUGAUAAUAUUUAGGGGUCAGUUGGCACUUUUGGGGACUAAAGCAUGGCCACAGUAUAGUCUCAUGUAGAUGUCCAAUAAAAGGACAAGACACCAGAUCAAGGGCUUCAUUUUCAAACACUAUGAAUCUGUUCAAGAAAAAUCAUUGAUACCAAUUGUGAAAGCAAUUUUGUAAGUCACCAUCUUAAAAACCCAGUUGUAACCCAUAAUGUGAUUAAUGUUAUCCAUAGAUUCAUACCAGCAUGUGUCAGUAUUUUAAGACAAUGGAUAACCCAGUUUGGAAUGACUAUCACAACGCUGAAGGUCUCUGGUGAAUAUUUGUUAAGGUAGUACAGUUUGCUUGUAGGUUUCAAUUUUCUUGGCCAGAACCGGCAUACUUGUGGCAAGAUGUUGUGGCAAACUGUUCAGUCUGCGCUUAUGUUUUAUUUUGUUGCUAGAGUCCAGUCAGGCUCGUUAAUGGACCUAUCAAGACAAAGACUGUAAGAGUGUUGUAUUGAAGACCAUGUGAAAGCCAGACAUUUUAAGCAUUUUGUUUUUUCUCACUAAGGCUUUAUUUUACUGGUUUGGUUCAUGGCCGUUCAUUUGUAUUAUAUAUUUUGUUUGUUUUAUUUUUGCUUUUUUUGUCCUGAAUUUGUACAUUUCUUUUGUAUAAUUAUUAUUCUGAUGAUUAUUUGUCUAGCAAAGUGUUGUUUAGAUCUGGUGAUGCCAUUACCAUUGGUUGUUUAGUUGUUUGAAAUGUGGUUAACAUGAAAUAAAGGGACCAAAAUGUUGAAUGUGAUCUCA
This is a messenger RNA of Epinephelus lanceolatus (giant grouper), 8088 nucleotides long. NCBI's taxonomy places the organism in Eukaryota, Metazoa, Chordata, Actinopteri, Perciformes, Serranidae. The record is from RefSeq and is a predicted model, not a curated record.